Molecule: messenger RNA, 4814 nt
Organism: Clupea harengus (Atlantic herring)
Lineage: Eukaryota; Metazoa; Chordata; Actinopteri; Clupeiformes; Clupeidae
Gene: sema3d
Product: sema domain, immunoglobulin domain (Ig), short basic domain, secreted, (semaphorin) 3D
Biological process (GO): negative chemotaxis; axon guidance; positive regulation of cell migration
Cellular component (GO): plasma membrane
Molecular function (GO): semaphorin receptor binding; chemorepellent activity
Source: RefSeq, a predicted model, not a curated record
AUUCCAAACUUCACUUAAAGUGAUUUAUAACAGAUGAAAUACGGGUGCUCGCUAUUCCGGAGGUAGUCAAAUAUUCUCUUAGUAGGCUACAUAUUCAGAAGUAUUAAAUUGUUUAAAAAACAAAAUAUAAAUCGAACCGGUAUAAAGACGUUUGGAAUCCUUAGCCAUUUGUUUACACCGAAUAUGACCGGAUUCCAACGCUUCUGCCGCCUGUGUUGUCUAAACGGAAUUCCACCCUGCUAGCUGCAAGUUAAUUGGACAUUGGCGGUCUCCCGGGGCGAGCCACGAAUCCCGCAGACGCGAGGGCACUGCAAGUUCACCACAGGCGCAGACUGCACUGUGCGACAGAGCGCUCUUUUGGAAUAAAUCUGAGAAAUCAAACAGAGUGAUAACAACAGACUGUCUUCGGUUUGGGGCGGUAUAACUUUCAACAACAUUUCUCUCCUCAGCGUUGGUGUUACUCAACGCGUAUUGGUUAAUUUGUGACCAGUGCUUCAUUUUGUCCGAAUAAGUCACUGCUUCUCCCGAAGGGAAUCCUCAGGACAUUUACAGAAAGUAUGUCACCGGGUGCAGCUAUAUAUUGAGGACUCACUUAAGUCUACCAGAUUACAUCUACCGACGAAUACAGCGCUGAAGAGAGGUACCAUUCUUCAGGUCUCCCUCAGUCUCGCCAUGAGCCCUAAAAGAGAUCCGAAGCAGAACUCAGGAGCCCAGCGGGGAAUCCAGCGAUCCAUUUCCCACUCCGGCAGCCUCGGCCGGCCCGAAACUCCAUGGAGACCGACGGCGACCUCCGCCUGGAGCUCCAGCUCCGCUCGGGGGAAGAGGAGGCCGCCCCUGCCCCAGCUCUGGGUGGUGUUACUGGGGAUGCUGUUACUGAUCCUGCUCCCCGCUGUAGAUGCUGUGAAACAGAACCUGCCCAGGGUCACGUUGAGCCACAAAGAGCUGCUCCACUCGGGCAGUGUGGUGCUGUUCCAAGGCCUGGGCGAGUCUCUGCAUUCACACACACUCCUGCUGGAUGAGGAGAGGGGGAGGCUGCUGCUGGGGGCCAGAGACCACAUCUACUAUCUGAACCCAGAUAACCUGAAUGCACACCCCAGGAAGAUCAGCUGGCCAGCCCCGCGGGAGAGAGUGGAUAUGUGUAAACUGGCUGGCAAAAAUGCCCAAACGGAGUGUGCCAAUUUUGUACGGGUUCUGCACAACUACAACCGCACCCAUGUGUAUGCGUGUGGCACCGGAGCUUUCCACCCCACCUGUGCCUUCGUGGAGGUCGGCGGACGGAGAGAGGAUGGCGCGUUCCAGCUCAUCAGCAGCAGUGCGGAGUCUGGGAGACUGAAGUGCCCUUUUGACCCCUGGCAACCCUUUACCUCAGUGCUGACAGAUCAGUAUCUGUAUGCUGGGACCGCCUCCGACUUCCUGGGGAAAGACUCCACGUUCACACGUUCGCUGGGUCCACCUCCAGACCAGAACUUUAUCCGCACGGACAUCUCCGAGGAUUACUGGAUCAACGAGGGCAAGUUUAUAGCGUCUCUUCCCAUAUCGGACACUUUCAACCCUGACGACGACAAGAUUUACUUCUUCUUCCGUGAGGCGAGUCGUGAUGGAAGCGUGUCGGAAAAGCAUGUCCUGUCCCGGGUGGCUCGUGUCUGCAAGAAUGAUGUUGGAGGUUUGAGGAGCCUGACCAACAAGUGGACAACAUUUCUCAAAGCCCGACUGGUGUGCUCCAUCCCCGGCCCAGAUGGAGUGGACACUCACUUUGACGAGCUGCAGGACAUCUUCCUGAUGCCAACCAGGGAUGAGAGGAACCCUGUGGUGUAUGGGGUCUUCACCACCAGCAGCUCCAUUUUUAAGGGCUCAGCAGUGUGUGUGUAUAACAUGGCGGACAUUCGAGCAGUGUUUAAUGGGCCCUAUGCACACAAGGAAGGACCUGACCACCGCUGGAUCGAGUAUGAAGGAAGGAUUCCCUACCCUCGGCCAGGAACGUGCCCAAGUCGCACCUAUGACCCACGCAUCAAAAGCACCAAGGACUUCCCUGACGAGGUCAUCAGCUUCAUCCGCUUCCACCCCCUCAUGUACCGCCCCGUCUACCCAAUCAUGCGCCGGCCUGUCUUCACACGCGUCAACACAGACUACCGCCUCACACAGAUAGCUGUGGACCGCGUGAAUGCCGAAGACGGCCAAUACGCAGUCAUGUUCCUGGGCACAGAUAUUGGAUCUGUACUGAAGGUGGUGAGCAUAACUCAGGAUAACUGGUCCACCGAGGAAAUUAUUCUGGAAGAAUUACAGGUGUUCAAGACCUCCUCACCAAUUCUGAAUAUGGAGUUAUCUUCUAAACAGCAACAGCUGUAUGUGGGCUCGGCGGAAGGGCUGGCGCAGGUGGCCCUGCACAGGUGUGAUGUUUACGGGCAGGGCUGCGCCGAGUGCUGCCUGGCCAGAGACCCCUACUGCGCCUGGGAUGGCAACCAGUGCUCGCGCUACAUCCCGGCAUCCAAGAGGAGAGCCAGGAGACAGGACAUAAAGCAUGGUGACCCAUCCAGUCAGUGCUGGGACACAGAGGAUGGUAAAGAUGGGGAGGAAAAGCUGAUGUUUGGCGUGGAGACAAACUCCACCUUCCUUGAGUGCGUCUCCAGAUCACAGAAGGCCCUCAUCCGCUGGUUCUACCAGAAACCUGGUUCUGACCUCAGGGAGGAGGUCAAGGCUGACGAUCGUGUGCUGGUGACGGAGCGGGGGCUGCUGAUUCGCUGGCUGCAGCGGAACGAUGCCGGCUCCUACCUCUGCACCUCCCAGGAGCAGCGCUUCACUCGCACCCUGCUGCGCUUCUCCGUCCGCGUCCUCCAGAACGGCCAGCUGGAUGGUCACCCGCCGCCACCACCGUCGCCGCCCCAGCGGGGGCCCGCCGAGGACCCCACCGCCUCCGUCGCCAUGGGGGCAGAGGGCCGGCAGCGCUACAAGGACUUCCUGCGCAUGCUGAGUGGGCCGGCGCGCUCCGUGGAUGAGUACUGCGAGACGCUGUGGUUCCGUGAGAAGCGCACACGCCUCCGGGGCAAGUGGAAGCAUAUGCAGGAGAUCCGCAAGAGCCGCAACCGGCGACACCACCACUGAGUCCAGAGGGCUCCCAGGAACCAGCCAACAGAGGGUUCAAACCUGCUCCCUAAAGACUAUCACACAGUUUCCACCAACUACAGCAAAGAAAAGGUUAUACCUUAUGUUACAUAUCACUUGCACAAUAUCCCAUUGCGUUGUAACUACAUGAUAAGAGUGUAACAUGGUAAACAUGAAUAUAUAAUUGUACUUACAUAGCUCUAACUUUAAAUAUAACUAGUUUAUGUAAGUACAAAACAUCAAAGUUCUGUUAUUAGCUCAUGUUUUACUCAGUGUGUUACACGCUAUUUCGAAAUGUAGUUACAAUGUAAUGAGUGUGAACUAAUAAACAAUGUUACCAAGAAGCUAUAAAUCGAAAACAAAAAUUCUGUUGUUUUUUUUUUUGGACCAUAGUUAGCUAUUGUGAAAUGGCUAACAACCGAGCUAAUUUCUAUGUUUGUAAGAUGUUGUCUAUGUCAUAUGUAGUUUCAUUUCUUCCGUUUUGGCAUAUAUACCUGUGGGUUGCUAAGCUUUGUUUAGAUAGCUAAGCUAUUUGUCAUAUGCUGAUUUUUUACCAGGUAAAAAUGUAAUCAUGGCGCAUCCCAUUGGAUAUCUGUUCCAGCAGAUUGCUACAUUUCAAUUUACAGUUCAUUUGGAGAAGGAGAACACAUAUUUCAUUUUUAGCCAAGAGUCUAAGCUUUGAAUGUAUUUCUGACUGCAUGAAAAAAAGACCCGCCGCCCUCCAGGAUAACAGUCUGCUUCCCUUGGGUUAACGGACCUAAGAUUAGCCUGCACUAUGGGGUUUUGGAGGACCACAGUCUCUGUAGAGAAUGAGGGUUUGUAAAGACAAAUGCCUGGAGAGGUGAACUAUGGACUGUUUUAAAGGGGGAGGGUUCUUUUAGCAGAUAGAUGGAUCUGAAGGCAUAUGCUGUGGUAGUCUCACUAUUUAGAAAAAAAAUCUGUCUCUAUAUCAUAUUGAAAGCUGUCAGGUUGUUGUAAGUGCCAUUAUGUAUUAUAACCCCUGUGGUCAUUGAAGCUUUGCAGAGGGAGGAUUUGGUGCACAAAUUUAAAAAAAAGUAACAAGUCGUAAAACUUUCAGGACGAUCGUACAUUUUUGUGUCCGUGAUUUGGAUUUCUUUUUGCUGCUUGCCAGUCUUACUUUGACUAAAUGUUUCCAUCCCUGGCAACAACAAAAAACGUUUUUUUUUUCUUUUUUUUUUCUUUUCUUUUUAAAUCAAAAGCAGAAGGCUUCAACCAUCCUCUUUCACAUGACGCACAAUGAAAACACAUUCAUGUUGAAUGUCUGUAAAUAUUUAUACCACUUGUACAGAAGAAACUGCAUGCUAUUGUCCUGACUCACAUACAUGUAGUGAUAUAUUUAAGCAUAACGACAGCGGCAGAGAUGGUGGAGGAGUCCAUCUGGACGCUGGUUAUUCAGGACUGCAGAUUGAAAUGGAUAAGCAGAGCAAUGCGACAUUCUGUUUAUGAAAUGGCAUUGGUCCAGUCAGGCGGUUUAAACUCCACCUCCAUGGUUAAAUUGCUUUAAUGACAAACGCCGUUCACCCCCAUCUCUGAAGAACACAUAUAGAUUUAGGUGGUGCAAAGUAUCAUAUAUUUUUUUUUUUGUCUAUUGACAAUGAUGUUUCUGUUUUGUAGGUAAGCUGUUCAUGACAUUAUUUAAAUUUCUGGAUUUAGGCGUAGCUCUGUAAUUAAACUUCCCCCCCCUUGUAAACAUG